This is a messenger RNA of Chelonoidis abingdonii (Abingdon island giant tortoise), 1726 nucleotides long. It is a transcript of the gene CTU1, whose product is annotated as cytosolic thiouridylase subunit 1. Gene Ontology annotation, molecular function: tRNA binding. Gene Ontology annotation, biological process: tRNA wobble position uridine thiolation. The record is from RefSeq and is a predicted model, not a curated record. Gene Ontology annotation, cellular component: cytosolic tRNA wobble base thiouridylase complex; mitochondrion. NCBI's taxonomy places the organism in Eukaryota, Metazoa, Chordata, Testudines, Testudinidae.
GGUUCGGAGAGACCAUCCGCAGGGGGAGAGGGGGAGAGACCAACUUGGGAGGGGCUCCCCAACCAUGCCGACCACCUGCUCUGCCUGCAGCGCCAGCCCAGCUGCCCUGCGGCGCCCCAAGACGGGCCAUGCCCUGUGCCGCGCCUGCUUCCUGGCGGCCUUCGAGGAGGAGACACACCAGGCCAUCGUGGCCGGGCAGCUCUUCCGGCCCGGCGAGACUGUGGCCAUCGGUGCCUCGGGUGGCAAGGACUCCACGGUGCUGGCCCACCUGCUGCAGCUCCUUGAUCAGCGCCACGGCUAUGGCCUGCGUCUGCUGCUGCUCUCCGUGGAUGAGGGCAUCGCUGGGUACCGCGAUGCCUCCCUGGCCGCUGUGCGCCGCCACCAGCGCCGCUCCGGCCUGCCCCUGCAUGUGGUCUCCUACCACCAGCUCUACGGCUGGAGCAUGGACCGCAUCGCCCGCCACCUCGGCCCCCGCAACAACUGCACCUUCUGCGGCGUCUUCCGGCGCCAGGCCCUUGACCGGGGCGCCCUGCUGAUGGGUGCUGACAAGAUUGCCACAGGCCACAACGCAGAUGACGUGGCUGAGACGGUGCUGAUGAACUUCCUGCGGGGUGACGUGGGCCGGCUGCGUCGGGGGGCAGGAGCAGGGCCAGCAGGGGGGGAGGGGGCUGUGCCCCGCUGCAAGCCCCUGCGCCACGCCUACGAGAAGGAGAUCGUCCUCUAUGCCUACUUCCAGGACCUGGACUACUUCAGCACCGAGUGUGUCUACGCCCCCCAGGCCUACCGCGGCUACGCCCGCGCCCUGCUCAAGGAGCUGGAGGCCGCCCGGCCCAGUGCUGUGGCUGACCUGGGCCACUCGGGCGAACGGCUCUCGCUGCGCUCCGACCUCCGCAUGCCGUCCCGCGGCACCUGCCAGCGCUGCGGCUACGUUGCCAGCCAGCCCCUGUGCAAGGCCUGCGUCCUGCUGGAGGGGCUUGACCGCGGCCUGCCCAAGCUGGGCAUCGGCAAGCACCGGCGCCUGCGGGAUAAGCUGCGGGACGGGCAGCCCCUCACCCAGGAGGAGCGCAGGCGCCUGGGGGCUCCGGCCGAGGAGGAGCCGCCGGAGGAGCAGGCGCCUCGAGAGGAGCUGGAGACAGACAAGGAGCCGUGGGGCAGACAGGAACUGAGGGGCCCACGGGACCUGGACUUCUGAAGUGGUGUGGGGCGUGCCACUGAGAACAGCCAUGCUCCUGUCCACAGCCCCGCUAGGGGGCGGGGGCGAGUGGGAUCCAGUGCGAUACAACAGGGGAGAUGGGAGCCAGGACUCUUGCAUUUCUCCCUGGCUCUGGAAGGGGAGUGGGGUCUUGUGGUUAGAGCAGAGGGGACUGGGAGCCAGGACUCGUGGGUUCUAUUUCCAAGUCACUGUGUGACUAGGUAAGUCACUUUUACCUCCCCGUGACUCAGUUGCUCCCUCCCAGCCCCCUAGAAUUGAGAUAAUGCAGCUUAUAUUUUGUAAACUGCUUUGAAAGCUGGUUAUGAUAAGUGCUCGGUAUGAAGAAACGGCUUAUGGUUCUCUUCUGUACCCGGAGAUUACAAGGACAUGUGAAAGAGCUGAUAAUAAAACCAUUUGCUGAAGAAGAAAUCACGUGGUAAACAGCCUCUCUAAUCUUUGGCAAUCACAUAACAAAAGGCAGACAGGCCCUUAAAAACUAAAAACUUGGCUCACAGGUUUAAACUCAGACAGGAA